Arctia plantaginis is the source of this 264-nucleotide messenger RNA. NCBI's taxonomy places the organism in Eukaryota, Metazoa, Arthropoda, Insecta, Lepidoptera, Erebidae. The record is from the annotation of a GenBank genome assembly.
AUGGCGCUGCGCUCCCCGCUCCCGAGUGUCAAUAAUAACACCAGUGACCCGCUAGUAGACGUGAAAUGUGACAAAUGUUGUGUUGUGAUCAAUGAACUUUUAGCCCUUAUAAACAAUAAGGUAGAAACAUUGCCCGAAACUUCCAUACUACAAAUAUGUUUGAGUAGUUAUUCCUUAGAAGAGAUCGAAACAGCUAGGGCAGUAGCGUACAAAUUACUGGCUCCUAACAAAAGGAUUAUGCGGAGAAAGGAAGGUGCUGAGUAG